Messenger RNA from Nyctereutes procyonoides (raccoon dog), 1291 nucleotides. RefSeq names its product chromosome unknown C3orf62 homolog (gene CUNH3orf62). Lineage: Eukaryota; Metazoa; Chordata; Mammalia; Carnivora; Canidae. Bases 134 to 1012 code for a protein of 292 amino acids. The transcript has 3 exons. The record is from RefSeq and is a predicted model, not a curated record.
CGUCCCUGGGGCUCCCUCCCGGUCGCAGGUUCCUCCCAGAGAACCGCGGGCUACACCCGCCACCUGGGAGGAAGGCGCCCGUAGUGGGGGUACCUCUAGCCACUGGCCUGUGGCAUGGAUCGAGCUCUGGGACAUGCGUCUUUCGGGGGUGGUUUACAACUUAGUCUGUAACGUUAUUCUCGUUUUGCUCUGUGUAUUUCCAAUGUAUUACAUAAUAAAGACGUGGUCGCUUUUAGGGGAAAUGUCUGAAAAACUGAGAAGAUGCAGAAAGGAGCUGACUGCGGCCAUUGACCGGGCCUUUGAAGGCGUCAGUCAUUCCCAGGAAUGCUCUGGCCGGCAGAGGCUGGAGCUGGACGCCGCCGUGCCGCCCUCCCCCCUCCCUGUGCACCGGCUUCUCUGCAGGAGGCACCCGCUGUCAGCCUGCUCCUCCUCCGCAGCUCCUUUCAUCCCAGUCCCGUGUGCUCCUGAGAACGAGAGCCCUGCCUUUGCUCCAAACCUUGCCCCAAUGAAUGCAAAGCCACAUGCUUUAUGCCCGAAAAGAAAACCUCUGACCAGUAAGGAAAACGUAUUGAUGCACUCUUCCAUUUUGGCACCCGAAAGACAGUUUUGGAGAGCCGUGGGAGAUGGGGAGAACUGGAGAAAAGACAGCCUAAGGAAAGAUAUGGAGAAAGAUUUGAAGGUUGACUCAGACAUGCCACUCAGCAAUUCUAGCCAAGAGGUCACAAAAGAUCUGCUUGAUAUGAUCGACCACACAAGCAUCCGAACUAUUGAAGAGUUGGCUGGGAAACUAGAAUUUGAAAAUGAGCUGAACCGUGUGUGCAGUCGUUGUGAAGACUCGCCCUUCAGGGAGGAAGCCUGGGCCUUGCUCGUGGACGAGAGCCCUCAGAAGGCCUCGGAUACUGACCCCGGCAGCCUCAAGCAGGCUUUUGAUGAUCACAAUAUUGUUGAGACUGUGCUAGACUUGGAAGAGGACUACAAUUUGAUGACCUCUUUCAAAUACCAAAUUGAGUAAGGACAGUUGACUGGAGCUUUGGUUCUUUCUAGCAGGAGGCUGCCAUUCAGACAGUGAUCAGUGUCACUGGGGGCCACUGCCAAGUGGCUGGUAGGAUCUGAGUUACCACACCUUCUUUAACUUCCACUUGUGUCCCUUCUUGAGCUGAAAGCCCAAUUUUUUUAUUCUGUUGCUUUGAAAUGUUUCUUACUGUAGUUUUUUUUUUUUUUUCACUUUUCUUGGCAUCUCAAAUGUGUUUUUUGAUGUUUAAUACAACCCUUACCCAAGGUGGGUGCUGGC